Dipodomys spectabilis (banner-tailed kangaroo rat) is the source of this 3826-nucleotide messenger RNA. RefSeq names its product leucyl-tRNA synthetase 1 (gene Lars1). Gene Ontology annotation, molecular function: leucine-tRNA ligase activity; aminoacyl-tRNA deacylase activity; ATP binding. The record is from RefSeq and is a predicted model, not a curated record. NCBI's taxonomy places the organism in Eukaryota, Metazoa, Chordata, Mammalia, Rodentia, Heteromyidae. The transcript is spliced from 32 exons. The coding region runs from base 127 to 3657 and encodes 1176 amino acids. Gene Ontology annotation, biological process: leucyl-tRNA aminoacylation.
CGUGUGCUCUCCAGUCUUGGAGGCCUGGCUGUCCCUAGAGGAGGGGCAGAGUUCGUACCACUCCUUGAGCGGGGGGGGAAUUGCCGGGGUCACUGUCGAGGACUUCAGGUUCUGCCGGGCGGCGCCAUGGCGGAAAGAAAAGGAACAGCCAAAGUAGACUUUCUGAAGAAGAUUGAGAAAGAAAUACAACAGAAAUGGGAUACCGAGAAAGUGUUUGAGACCAAUGCGUCUGAUUUGGAGGGACAGACCAGCAAGGGCAAGUACUUUGUAACCUUUCCAUUUCCGUAUAUGAAUGGUCGUCUUCAUUUGGGUCACACAUUUUCUUUAUCCAAGUGUGAGUUUGCAGUAGGGUACCAGAGAUUAAAAGGAAAACGCUGUCUGUUUCCCUUUGGCUUACACUGUACUGGGAUGCCGAUUAAGGCAUGUGCUGAUAAGUUGAAAAGAGAAAUAGAGCUGUAUGGUUGCCCCCCUGAUUUCCCAGAUGAAGAAGAAGAAGAGGAAGAGAUGAGUGUUAAAACAGAUGAUAUCAUAAUUAAAGAUAAAGCAAAAGGAAAAAAGAGCAAAGCUGCUGCUAAAGCUGGGUCUUCUAAGUAUCAGUGGGACAUAAUGAAAUCUCUUGGACUGUCUGAUGAAGAGAUUGUAAAAUUUUCUGAUGCAGAACAUUGGCUGGAAUAUUUCCCACCACUGGCUAUUCAAGACCUGAAAAGAAUAGGUUUAAAGGUAGACUGGCGGCGUUCUUUCAUCACCACUGAUGUUAAUCCUUACUAUGAUUCAUUUGUCAGGUGGCAAUUUUUAACACUAAGAGAAAGAAAUAAAAUUAAAUUUGGGAAGCGGCAUACCAUUUAUUCUCCAAAAGAUGGACAGCCUUGCAUGGAUCAUGACAGACAAACUGGAGAGGGUGUUGGACCUCAGGAAUACACUUUAAUCAAAUUGAAAGUGCUGGAGCCAUACCCAUCCAAGUUAAGUGGCCUGAAAGGUAAAAGUAUCUUCUUAGUUGCUGCUACUCUUAGACCUGAGACUAUGUUUGGACAGACAAACUGUUGGGUUCGUCCUAAUCUAAAGUACAUUGGAUUUGAGACGGUGGAUGGUGAUAUAUUCAUCUGUACCCAAAGAGCAGCCAGGAAUAUGUCAUACCAAGGCUUUACCAAAGACAAUGGAGUGGUGCCUGUUGUUAAAGAGUUAAUGGGAGAGGAAAUUCUUGGUGCAUCAUUAUCUGCACCUUUAACAUGCUACAAAGUGAUCUAUGUUCUCCCAAUGCUCACUAUUAAGGAGGAUAAAGGCACUGGUGUGGUCACAAGUGUUCCUUCUGACUCCCCUGAUGAUUUUGCUGCCUUCAGAGACUUGAAGAAAAAGCAAGCCUUACGAGCGAAGUAUGGAAUUAGAGAUGACAUGGUCCUGCCAUUUGAGCCGGUCCCAGUCAUUGAAAUCCCAGGCUUUGGAAAUCUUGCUGCUGUAACUGUUUGUGAUGAGUUGAAAAUUCAGAGCCAGAAUGACCGAGAAAAACUUGCAGAAGCAAAGGAGAAAUUAUAUCUAAAAGGAUUUUAUGAAGGUAUAAUGUUGGUGGAUGGAUUUAAAGGAAAGAAGAUUCAAGAUGUAAAGAAGACUAUUCAGAAAAAGAUGAUAGAUGCUGGGGAUGCACUGAUUUACAUGGAACCCGAGAAACAAGUCAUAUCCAGGUCUUCAGAUGAAUGUGUUGUGGCUCUGUGUGACCAGUGGUACUUAGAUUAUGGAGAAGAACACUGGAAAAAACAUACUUCUCAGUGCUUGAAGAACUUGGAAACAUUCAGUGAGGAGACGAGGAGGAAUUUUGAGGCUUCCUUAGACUGGCUUCAAGAACAUGCUUGCUCAAGAACUUAUGGUUUAGGCACUCGCUUGCCAUGGGAUGAACAAUGGCUUAUCGAGUCACUCUCAGAUUCCACUAUUUACAUGGCGUUCUACACAGUUGCACAUCUGUUGCAGGGGGGUAACUUGAGUGGACAGGCAGAAUCUCCACUUGGAAUCAGGCCACAACAAAUGACAAAGGAAGUUUGGGAUUAUGUUUUCCUUAAAAAUGCUCCAUUUCCUAAGACUCAGAUCCCAAAGGAAAAAUUAGAUCAGUUAAAGCAGGAGUUUGAGUACUGGUAUCCUGUGGAUCUUCGAACUUCUGGAAAGGAUCUUAUUCCAAAUCAUCUUUCAUAUUACCUUUAUAAUCAUGUGGCAAUGUGGCCAGAACAAAGAGACAAAUGGCCUGUAGCUGUUCGAGCAAAUGGACAUCUCCUUCUCAACUCUGAGAAGAUGUCAAAAUCUACAGGCAACUUCCUCACUUUGACUCAAGCUGCUGACAAAUUUUCAGCAGAUGGAAUGCGCUUGGCUCUGGCUGAUGCUGGUGACACUGUGGAAGAUGCCAACUUUGUGGAAGCCAUGGCAGAUGCAGGUAUUCUCCGUCUGUACACCUGGGUGGAGUGGGUGAAAGAAAUGGUUGCCAACUGGGACAGCCUAAGAAGCGGUCCUGCCAGCACUUUCAAUGACAAGGUGUUUGCCAGUGAAAUGAAUGCAGGAAUCAUAAAGACAGAUCAAAAUUAUGAAAAGAUGAUGUUUAAAGAAGCUUUGAAAACAGGGUUUUUUGAGUUUCAGGCUGCAAAAGAUAAAUACCGUGAGUUGGCCAUAGAAGGGAUGCACAGAGACCUCGUGUUCCGCUUUAUAGAAGUUCAGACACUUCUUUUGGCUCCAUUCUGUCCACAUGUGUGUGAGCACAUCUGGACACUCCUGGGGAAGACUGACUCAAUUAUGAAUGCUUCCUGGCCUGUGGCAGGGCCUGUGGAUGAGUCCUUGAUCCGCUCUUCACAGUAUCUCAUGGAAGUAGCACAUGACCUUAGACUACGGCUUAAGAACUAUACAAUGCCAGCUAAAGGGAAGAAGGCAGACAAGCAGCCACCUCAGAGGCCCUCGCAUUGCACCAUUUAUGUGGCCAAGAACUACCCACCAUGGCAGCACAGCACUCUGUCACUUCUGCGUAACCACUUUGAGGCCAACAGUGGAAAAUUGCCUGAUAACAAAGUCAUUGCUAGUGAACUAAGUAAUCUACCAGAGUUAAAGAAAUACAUGAAGAAAGUUAUGCCAUUUGUUGCCAUGAUUAAGGAAAAUGUGGAGAAGAUGGGGCCUCAUGUUUUGGAUUUGCAAUUGGAAUUUGAUGAACAGGCAGUGCUAAUAGAGAAUAUUGUCUACCUGACUAAUUCCCUUGAGCUAGAACACAUAGAAAUCAAGUUUGCCUCUGAAGCAGAAGAUAAAAUCAGGGAAGAUUGUUGUCCUGGGAAACCCCUUAAUGUUUUUAGAACAGAACCUGGUGUGCCAAUUUCCCUAGUAAAUCCCCAGCCAUCUAAUGGCCACUUCUCAACCAAGAUUGAAGUCAGGCAAGGAGAUAAUUGUGAUUCCAUAAUAAGGCGUUUAAUGAAAAUAGACCGAGGAAUCAAAGACCUUUCCAAAGUGAAACUAAUGAGAUUUGAUGAUCCACUAUUGGGGCCUCGGCGAGUUCCAGUCCUAGGGAAAGAGUGCAUUGAAAAGACCCCCAUUUCUGAGCAUGCUACUUUCCAUGUGGACCUCAUGACCAAGAAAAUUCAUCUCUCUGAGAAUGGGCUACAAGCAGAUGUUGGCGAUACAAUUAUUUAUUUAGUUCAUUAAACUUGUAUAAAUUGGAGGUCUAGUAUGGUUCCUAGGGUUGCUACUUACUCAUACCUUCAUUCAAACCAGGAAGAUUUUAUUUCUACUGAUCAACUUCUGUGUGUAAUCAUAAUUAUAUCAAAUUGUCUUUGAUUUCUGGACCUAAUAAACUUGUAUUUUCCAUCUUUAA